Messenger RNA from Hevea brasiliensis (rubber tree), 2732 nucleotides. Its product is annotated as two-component response regulator-like APRR5. The transcript has 8 exons. The record is from RefSeq and is a predicted model, not a curated record. Bases 373 to 2454 code for a protein of 693 amino acids. Lineage: Eukaryota; Viridiplantae; Streptophyta; Magnoliopsida; Malpighiales; Euphorbiaceae. Gene Ontology annotation, molecular function: protein binding. Gene Ontology annotation, biological process: cytokinin-activated signaling pathway; phosphorelay signal transduction system.
AGAGAGAGAGAGAGAGAGAGUCCAACCCCCAAAAAAGUCUUCUCUCUCUGGAACUGAGAGGCAAAGAUAUUUUUAGCGGUUUUCGCGGUUGUAAGCCAAAGUUGGAUUUCUAUUUUGAGGCGUUUUUGCAGCUUCUCUCUCUUUAUUUCUCACUCUAAUUUCUGCGGACUUUUCAGAUAUUUAUUUUUUAUCCCUUUAAGGAUGAGGUUAAUUUCUCCUUUGACACACACAUCUUCGCUGCUCACGCUCCUGCAACUGUUUAAUUUACUUCCAGUUUGACAAAACUAGGGCUUUUUUUCCUAAUUUCUUUUGAUCUGUGUAUUUUUUGUUUCUUUUUUUUUUUUCUUGGUUUCAAUAAUAGCGUGUUUGAGAAUGGGUGAGGUGGUAGUGAGCAGUGGUGGUGGGAUGGAGGUGGGGACAGAGGAGGAUGCAGAGAAGAAGAAAAAGAAGAAACAAACAGAGAAUAAGGAUGGCUCAUCGGAGGUGGUUCUGUGGGAGAAGUUUCUUCCUAGGAUGGUGCUUAGAGUUCUAUUGGUUGAGGCUGAUGAUUCUACGCGCCAGAUUAUUGCCGCACUUCUUCGGAAAUGCAGUUACAGAGUUACUGCUGUUCCUGAUGGACUAAUGGCAUGGGAGACCUUAAAGGGUGGACCCCAUAACAUUGAUCUCAUAUUAACAGAAGUAGAGUUGCCAUCAAUAUCAGGAUAUGCACUGCUUACAUUGGUCAUGGAGCAUGACAUUUGCAAAAACAUUCCUGUCAUAAUGAUGUCGUCACAUGAUUCAAUUAGCAUGGUUUUGAAGUGCAUGUUAAAAGGUGCGGCUGACUUUCUCAUUAAGCCUGUCAGGAGAAAUGAGCUGAAAAACCUGUGGCAGCAUGUUUGGAGAAGGCAAAAUCUAACAGCUGGACAUAUUCCUCAAAAUUCACCUGAUGCACAGCAUAAAGUUGAAACUGCCUCUGAAAACAAUUCGACAAGUGAUCGCUCAAGUGAUUGUGCAACUUCUUCACAUAAAAGAAAGGAAUGCACUGAGAAAGGGUGUGAUGCCCAAGGUCUUUCACUGCUUAAGCAUAGAAGUGAUUCAAAUCUGAGCAAUAAGCAGAAGGAGAAGUACGAAGAGUGUGUCAUAUUGGACCAAAGGGAAGUCAUCCCUGAGAGUAAAACUGGAGAUUGGUCAACUCAAUUGAGCCUAAUGAGUGUAUCAUGCAAUGAAGCUUACAAUCCAACUGCUCAGAAACUGGGAGAACAUGCUGCUUGUGCUAAGACAACAAUUCAAGAUGAAAGUGUGAGACCAGAAAAUGAUACGGGAAAUGCUAAUACUUCUCAGGGCCACAAUGAUGAACUUGUCGAAUCUUCUACUGGAGCUAUUGAUUUGAUUGGUUCAUUUGAUAAUGGCCCAAAAUGCAUAUAUGGGCAUACGACUAAAAUUGGCGGCACAAACAAGUUUGAGUUCACUUCACAGCUGGAACUUUCUCUAAGAAGAUUUUUUCCCAACAGCUCAAAGAAUCAAGGGGUUGAGGAAAAGCAUUUGCUGAACCAUUCUAAUGCUUCGGCUUUUUCAUGGUAUAAUAGUAAGACAUUGCAACCUCUUUUUCCAACAUCAACGGGUAAUUGUACAGAGCUCAAAGAAGAUGCCAGUAAGUCUCCAGAUCUGUCAUCCAAUCGACAUUCUCAAAAUGUUAGUGGUUUUUCUCAAAAGCAUGGUGCCAAUCUGAAUGACAGUCAAGAAAUUAAGACCACUCUGGUCAUUGGUCAGUCUGGGCAAGCUGAACUAGCAUACUCAAUUCCUCAACAGCUGAUCCCUAUCCGAGGGGUAAGGCGUGACAAUCUCUGUACUGGAUAUGGCCACGUUAUUCCUCCUGUAUACCAUAGACAAAGUGGUAUAUCCCCAGCUUGGAGUCCCAAACUGGCCAGCCAAAGAGAACAGUCUCCAUUUAGUACCUCAAUUCAUUCAAAUCCUGAAAUUCAUGACUCUGAACAGAAUCAUAGACAAUCUGAUGAGACUACCAUCAAUUCCGUGGACCAAAAUACACAUCAGCAGAAUAAUAUGGAACCUGUUGAGGAACUGAGACAUGGUUCUCCGGCUGCUGGUCAGAGUACUAGUAGUAGCAUGUGUAAUAGCAUUGCAGAUCACAAUAACAGCAGUGCGUAUGGAAGCCUUUGCAGUAGAAAUGAUGGAAAUGCUAUUUUGGUGGUAGGAUCUGAGAAGGCUAGGGUUCCAGAGAGCUUGAAUGAUGGAGGUCUCUUUCUUCAUGACAGAUUCAGAGGGAUGGAUUCUCAUCGUGCCAGCCAAAGAGAAGCAGCUCUGACAAAGUUCCGACUGAAGCGGAAAGAUCGAUGCUAUGAGAAAAAGGUUCGAUACCAAAGCCGGAAAAGACUAGCAGAGCAGCGGCCUCGAGUAAAAGGGCAGUUUGUUCGUCAAGUGCAAAAUGAUACCCCAAUGGCUGAUGAUAAUAAUUGACAAUGAAAUUCAUCAUUGCUUAGAAAUGUGCGGUCACUAUCAGUUGCCUGAAGUGCCAAAUACUUUUGUGUUGGUUGUUGGUACUAGCUAUGGGCUAUAAGGUGUAAUUUUUGGGCCUACCAAAGAAGGUAGUCUUGUAAUUAUUUAGCGAGGUUGUUGGAGUCAUCUACUAUCAUGUUUAAUCUGUUUGCUUUGUUCAGUGGAUCUAUAGAUGACUGACUUUGUUGGUGAUAUUUGAUAAUUUGCAUUAAUAGUUUUCAGUUGCCUUGAUGUCUUCA